UGGAAUUGUUUAUAGGACCUCUUCACUGUAAACGUCCCUGGUCAAGGCUCCAGGGAUCUUCAGGUUGGAGCGGGGUUUCUACAAAGGCGAGGGCCCCAGAGUGAAAUAAACUGUGAGAGCUGAGACAGGAAUUCCUGUCAUUUUAUUGAGCCCAACUGCAGCGCUCUCCGCACAGAGCUCCAGAAACUGAGAAAUGGGGAUCAAGGAAGAGACAUUUUUCUGACAAAUACACUGCAACUGGCCGAUCUUCCAACUGCGGGAGACUUCUCCCAACCCUGCAGGGCGAGGGUAGGGCACGCGAGGUCCUGCGGAGUUGGGGCGGGGGCUGUGUGCGCGUCCCAGCCUCGCCGCAGACAUAGAUGAGCGAGCUGAGAAUGAAGCGGAGAGCAUCGGACAGAGGAGCUGGGGAAACGUCAUCCAGGGCAAAGGCUCUAGGAGGUGGCAUUUCUGGAAAUAAUGCAAAGAGAGCUGGACCAUUCAUCCUGGGUCCCCGUCUGGGCAACUCCCCGGUGCCAAGCAUUGUGCAGUGUUUGGCAAGGAAAGACGGCACAGAUGACUUCUAUCAGCUGAAGAUCCUUACCCUUGAGGAGAGGGGGGACCAAGGAAUAGAAAGCCAAGAGGAGAGGCAAGGCAAGAUGCUGUUACACACCGAGUACUCUCUGCUCUCCCUCCUCCACACGCAGGACGGUGUGGUUCACCACCAUGGGCUCUUCCAGGACCGCACCUGUGAAAUUGUCGAGGACACAGAAUCCAGCCGAAUGGUUAAGAAGAUGAAGAAGCGCAUCUGCCUUGUCCUCGACUGCCUCUGUGCGCAUGACUUCAGUGACAAGACCGCCGACCUGAUCAACCUGCAGCACUACGUCAUCAAGGAGAAAAGGCUCAGCGAGCGAGAGACCGUGGUCAUCUUUUACGACGUGGUGCGCGUGGUGGAAGCCCUGCACCAGAAAAACAUCGUGCACAGAGACCUGAAGCUUGGGAACAUGGUGCUGAAUAAGAGGACACAUCGGAUAACCAUCACCAACUUCUGCCUCGGGAAGCAUCUCGUGAGCGAGGGGGACCUGCUGAAGGACCAGAGGGGGAGCCCUGCCUACAUCAGCCCAGAUGUGCUCAGCGGCCGGCCGUACCGGGGCAAGCCGAGCGACAUGUGGGCCCUGGGCGUGGUGCUCUUCACCAUGCUUUACGGCCAGUUCCCCUUCUACGACAGCAUCCCGCAGGAGCUCUUCCGCAAGAUCAAGGCCGCAGAGUACACCAUCCCUGAGGACGGGCGCGUUUCCGAGAACACCGUGUGUCUCAUCCGGAAACUGCUGGUCCUCGACCCCCAGCAGCGCCUCGCUGCCGCCGACGUCCUCGAGGCUCUCAGUGCCAUCAUUGCAUCCUGGCAGUCCUUGUCAUCGCUGAGCGGGCCUUUGCAAGUGGUUCCUGACAUCGACGACCAGAUGAGCAAUGCAGACAGCUCCCAGGAGGCCAAGGUGACAGAGGAGUGCUCCCAGUACGAGUUCGAGAACUACAUGCGGCAGCAGCUGCUGCUGGCCGAGGAGAAGAGCUCCGGACACGAGGCCCGGAGCUGGGUGCCCAAGCGGCAGUUCGGCAGCGUGCCCCCCGUGCGGCGGCUGGGCCACGACGCGCAGCCCAUGAACCCCCUGGACGCGGCCAUCCUGGCGCAGCGCUACCUGCGUGGCUCGGCCCGUGGCCACGCCCUGCCCCCACCCCCACCGACCUGGCUGGACAGCAGGGAGCCCACCGCCCACAGAUGGGCCCCCUUCUCACCCCCAGGCUCAGAAGCCCCUUCCUGGCGGCCCCUCCACCUCCAGCCCACCAGUCCCCCCUGUUUCUGGUGAUGGGGAGGCCUUUCUAGACUUGGUUCUCUUUCUUCCAUCUCAGUAGCUUCUCUGAGGUGCUGUACCCUCGCAUUAACCCUGGUUUCUUUCUGCACCCCGCACCGUGGUACUGAGGUGACGUUGACACAGAUGUGAAAGGGGUGCCUGGUGGUCGGGCGGGGAGGGGAGCGCUGGGCCGACCGUGAACAGGUGGGCCCUGCUCGCAUGCCCUCGUGUUGCUCCCCGCACCCCUCUGUGUUCACAGGACGGUGGGGGCAUCUCCCCUCCGGUUCUUGCCUCAUAAUGGAUGUCGGGUCUCUCCCAGCAGACCCUGGCCAGGGCCCUUCAUCGGGGCUGUGGGGCUCGUGGGGAGAGCUGUAGGGACUGGCGGUGGGGGGGGGGGGGGGGGGGUCUGCCUGGCUUGAGAACAGCCCUGCUGCCCUUUUUGAGCCGAGAUUUUGAAGUGGAUGCCCGUCUUGCCAGAAACACUGUUCUCACCAGAAUGCCCUUCCCUCCCACUUCUCCCUCACUGGACUUGGCCUUGCCCGGUGCCAAGCAAAGACCCCCUCCUCUGGCCUAUCCCCCCAGGCCCUCCUGGAAAGGCUGAGUGUUCCCCUCCAGGCAGCCCUGGGCCUUCAGGCCCUUCCUGUCUGUUCUUGCUCCCCAGUGGGGAGGUGACCGAGGCCUGUGUGACCUUGUUUCCCAGAGUGUGAGCUGCCCCCUCCCCAAAAGCUGACUCACUGUGAGUGACUUGGGCAAGUUCCCAAACCUCCUUGUGCCUCAGUUUCCCCAUCUGGAAAAAAUGGGGCCACCUCUUGCCAGCAGUAGCAGGGCCGCCCAUGCCCCUUCCUCCCCAUGCCCCCAUCCCAGCACUUGGGCGCCUCAUGCCUCUGCCUCAGUGGGUCUCCGGGAGCCCGCCUGAGCCCAGCACUUACUCCCCCUGAGCACCAAGCUCUGCCUGCAUCAGCGGCCAGCCACUGAGAGCCAGGGUGCCGUGCUGCGGGGGUGGGGGAUGUCCUCUUUUCUAUAUUUAUUUCAAAAAGAAGUCUCCCAAGGGAGUAGAAAUGCAGUCUGGCCUAGGGCUCCCAGCCCCUGUGACUGCCCUCCCGGGAGGGUCUCAGCCGAGACCCUCUGGGCCUGCUUGCCACAGGUGGGCUUUCUCCUCCUUUUCAAAGCAAUAUGCUCGGGGGUCUGCAGAGCCUUCUCAGACAGGCGGGGCCCUCCAAGGUCAGCCCCUGCGUCUGAUUACCUUUGUGGCUAAGCAAAUGAGAGGAGGCUGGGCCUGCCCUCCCUGGGUGUCACACACUGAGAGGUCCUGUUGUAAAGAAACAAAACAGAAAAAGUCACAAAAAAGUUUGUAUAAAGACAUAUUUUUGUACUACAUGGGGACUCUUCCUGCAUGUCAGCAAUAAAACUUCCUGACCUGGAGCCCGUGUGGCCUGUA
Molecule: messenger RNA, 3261 nt
Organism: Zalophus californianus (California sea lion)
Lineage: Eukaryota; Metazoa; Chordata; Mammalia; Carnivora; Otariidae
Gene: STK40
Product: serine/threonine kinase 40
Exons: 12
Coding region: 360-1838 (492 amino acids)
Biological process (GO): protein phosphorylation
Molecular function (GO): ATP binding; protein kinase activity
Source: RefSeq, a predicted model, not a curated record